Colletotrichum godetiae is the source of this 1673-nucleotide messenger RNA. Its product is annotated as inner membrane transporter yfaV. Gene Ontology annotation, molecular function: transmembrane transporter activity. Gene Ontology annotation, cellular component: membrane. NCBI's taxonomy places the organism in Eukaryota, Fungi, Ascomycota, Sordariomycetes, Glomerellales, Glomerellaceae. Gene Ontology annotation, biological process: transmembrane transport. The transcript is spliced from 8 exons. The record is from RefSeq and is a predicted model, not a curated record. The coding region runs from base 1 to 1467 and encodes 488 amino acids.
AUGAGUGAGUCGAAGCAGGAAAGCCUACAGUCUAUCGACUUGCCAGGGCAGGUGUCAGCAGUCACCGAGCAAGACUGGACGCAGUAUGAGGAGGCACGAGCUCGUCGGAAAAUCGAUAGCUCAGUGCUUCCACUAUUGUACUUGGGUCUGCUCGUCUUUCAACUUGACCGCAUGAAUCUCGCAAGUGCCCUCACUGGCGGCUUUGCGAAAGAUAUCGGGGUAAACCAGGACACCAUCAAUCUCGGAAAUCAGCUCAUGUUUCUUGGAAUCGUCAUCCUGGAGAUUCCCUCGAACAUGCUCUUGCAAAAGAUUGGACCGCGCAAAUACAUCUCCAGCCAGGUUAUUCUGUUCGGCUUCGUCGCGACUACACAAAUAUUUCUGGUUGAUCGCAAAGGUUUCUUGGCUUCACGUAUGAUGCUUGGCCUUGCGGAGGCAGGCUACAUUCCAGGGGCUUGCUAUACUCUUUCUACAUGGUACACGAAGAAGGAACUAGCCAAGCGCAUCGCAAUUUUCUUCUUCGGGAUGUUCAGUGGGAACGCCUUGAGUCCCAUAUUAGCAUCGGGUAUCCUGAAGCUAGAAGGCGAGCGUGGCCUUCGUGGAUGGCAGUGGCUUUUCCUGAUUGAGGGCAUAUUCACUAUUUUCGUGGGACUUUCGCUCCUGUUCCUCUUGCCCGGUUCCCCAGACACGCCAGACCCGCUGUUAAGCCCAGGCCUCGUCCGAUUCAAAGGCUCAGAGAAGAGUAUCAUACAAAAGCGCCUAGAGAUGGAUGACAAAGAGAAGCGAGGAGGUGCGCAAGGAAUGAUAAUUUCUCCAAAGCUCGUAUUGAACACUGUUCUGCACUGGAAGCGAUGGCCACAUUUCCUAAGCAGUUUUGCUGUCUUCUCUACCUGGAGCCCUCUGACCACUUACACACCUACCAUCAUUAUGAAUCUCGGCUUCAACCGCAUCCAAGCCAAUGCCCUUGCCGCGGUGGGCGCAUCACUCGCUCUAGUUGUCGUCUUCAUUUUUGCCUACAUCAGCGACAGGACCAACAAGCGUGGAUUCUCUGUGAUUGUGGCCCAGUUUUGUUAUCUACUUGUCUUGGUCGUUGCGCGUACGGCACACCCUCAUGUCGGCAAGUGGUCCCGCUGGGGGCUCUGGACAGCUGUAAACAGCUUCGCGGUUGGCUAUCACCCUGUCAACAACUCAUGGGUGCAACUCAACUGUAAGGAGCCAGGCGAAAGAAGCAUCAGUAUCGCGAUGUGGGUGAUGCUCUCUAUCAGUGGAUUGAUGGUGGGUACGCAGUAUUAUCGUGGGAAUGAUGCCCCAUUUUACCAAACGGGACUGAGGACACAGAUAAUCAUGGUCUCAGUGGGAAUAGCAUUUGCGAUUCUUCAGGUUGUAAUCUACACAGUUCACAACAAAAGGGUGGCUCAAGGAAAGCACAAGCCCCGUGAUGGUGAAGCGCCGCGGAUCUAUGUGACGUAAGUAGCUACUAGAUUGAAAGCGAUCUAUCGCAAAAAAGGAUCCAAAGAGCUGGAAGGUAAAGCUGGUUCAAAUUCGCAUAGAGACCUUCAAACUGGCAAGCAAAGAAGAAUGCAGAUAAGGGAUGUGGACUCACACUCCUUUUACGUUUCUCUUUCUUUUGAAUCUGAAGAUGUAAAUGUUUGGAGUAUCUAAUACCAUCAAAGAAG